Molecule: messenger RNA, 1640 nt
Organism: Hypomesus transpacificus
Lineage: Eukaryota; Metazoa; Chordata; Actinopteri; Osmeriformes; Osmeridae
Gene: gdpd3a
Product: glycerophosphodiester phosphodiesterase domain containing 3a
Exons: 12
Coding region: 220-1176 (318 amino acids)
Biological process (GO): glycerophospholipid catabolic process
Cellular component (GO): endoplasmic reticulum membrane
Molecular function (GO): phosphoric diester hydrolase activity; phosphatidylcholine lysophospholipase A1 activity
Source: RefSeq, a predicted model, not a curated record
AUGUCAGUUUCAUUGUAGUUCAAAACAAGUCAAGCCAGAGUGAAAAGCAUUAUUGCCACAGGGAAGGGAGGCCACUGAGCGACAGAGCUUGUUUAUUGGCUCUCAGAGUACACAUUUACUGACAGAGAAAGUGCAAAAAAAGAAGAAAGGGGAUCCUAAAAGAGUGACAGAGAGCAAGGAGAAGAGAGAAAACGGAAGGCAUCUGCUUUGGGAAGGAUUAUGGAAAAUAUGAGUAGCUCCUUGUAUUUCAUCAUACCGGCCCUAGGGGGCUAUACCCUCACAUCACUUUACUUGUUAAAGAACCCCCACAUCCUGCACAGGAAAAGAAGGACAGCUUUCAACUGCACACACAUCUCUCAUAGAGGAGGAUCCGGGGAGAGAAUAGAGAGCACCAUGGAGGCAUUCAGUCAUGCAGUGCAGCAGGGUACAGAGAUGUUGGAGAUGGACUGCCACCUUACCCGGGAUGGUCACGUGGUUGUGUCACAUGAUGAGAACCUCCUGCGACAGACGGGCCAAGAUGUCACUAUCUCCUCCUUGAGUCUAGAGGAGAUGCCUCUGUAUAAAGAGAGAAUGGAAGUUACAUUUUUUGCAGGACACUACAGCACCGGGACAGACAGGAAGUUUGCCUUAUUGGAGGAUGUGUUCAGAAUGUUUCCCAACAUGCCCAUCAACAUUGAGAUCAAAGAGGAAAACACUAUGCUGAUACAGAAGGUCUCAGACCUUGUAAAGAAAUAUGACAGGGAGGAGAUUACCGUUUGGGCAACAGAGAACUCCAGCAUCAUGAAAAAUUGCUGUGCAAUAAACACCAACAUGCCAUACAGCUUCAGUAUUAGUCGAGGCAUGCAACUUCUCCUCCUUUUCUACAGUGGCCUACUACCCUUUGUACCACUAGGAGAAAGCUUCCUGCAGUUUUACCUGCCCCGUAUCAUCAACAGGACAUACAUUCCAGAGGAACGCAUACUGAAGAGCAGACUGGUUAUCUCUUUCAUAGAGAAGUUAACUAUGAGAAAGAGCCUUUUGAAACAUCUUGUAUCAAGAGGGAUUCAGGUACACUUGUUUGUUUGCAAUGAGGAGCAAGAUAUAACUGCAGCGUUUAAAACAGGGGCCACAGGAGUCAUGACUGACUAUCCCACCCUCCUGUCAAACUACCUCUCCAGACAAAGAAAUCAAGACUGACAGAAUGUAAUCAACAAUCAAAUUAUUGAUCUAUAAACAAGGUGUUUUACUGGCAGUCUGAUACACUCAUCACAUGACAUGGUUUCAUAGUGUAACGUAUUUCCUUACUGUUGAGUGUUGCUUCUAAGUUCAUUUAUGAAAAGAUUGUCUGACUAAAUCCCAACCAUGGAGAUUUUGGGGUAAGAAAAAAAAGGACGUUCCUUACAGUUCUUGUCUUUUAAAAAUAAAUUUGGUUUGUUUUCUCUGUAAUAAGCAGUCAAAAUGUAAUCAUAAUAAAUAUACCUAUCAGAAUUAUACACAUCAGACAUAUUAAAUUCAAUUUUUUGUACCAUAUAAACCUAGUGUCCUAUUUGAUUAUUCCCUUCCCCUCCCCCUCAAAAAGCUUCUGUUUUUUGCCAGGCCAUCACUAAAAAUAAGAAUUUGUUCCUAAUGAUUCUGCCUGGUUUAAUAAAGGUUAAAUAAAA